Messenger RNA from Vespula vulgaris, 1775 nucleotides. Its product is annotated as organic cation transporter protein-like. Bases 128 to 1654 code for a protein of 508 amino acids. Gene Ontology annotation, molecular function: transmembrane transporter activity. Gene Ontology annotation, biological process: transmembrane transport. NCBI's taxonomy places the organism in Eukaryota, Metazoa, Arthropoda, Insecta, Hymenoptera, Vespidae. The record is from RefSeq and is a predicted model, not a curated record. The transcript is spliced from 9 exons. Gene Ontology annotation, cellular component: membrane.
CAGAUCUACGUAUACUUUGGAUCUGUUUUUAGUCUGCUGUAAACCUUUGAACAAGCGAUACGUGGAUUUUUUUGAUGAUAGAAAAUAUUAGUUUAAAAGAAGACAAGACGAAAUAGAAGGAAGUACAAUGUUGGAGAAAGUAUUUAAAGAUCAUGUUCCAUUGGACGUUAUUCAAGAUGCAAUGGGUGUUAUGGGUCCUUGGCAUAUUGUUAUUGCUAUAGCACUUUCUCUUGUCAAAUUCCCAGUUGCUUGGCAUCAACUCUCGAUUGUAUUUUUAGCACCUCCGACAAAUUUUUCCUGUAUCUCACCACAAUCUUCGACUAAUGGAUCCAUGAUCAUGAAAUGUUAUGUUGAUAUUGGUAAUGGAACUAUGGAAAAGUGUACUAGUUUUAAAUACGAUAAAAGAAUAUUUCGAGAAAGUAUUAUAACGGAGUGGGAUUUAGUUUGCGAUAGAGAACAAUUAACAAAUGUUGUACAAUCGUGUACAAUGUUUGGUGUUCUUAUGGGUAAUUUUUUAUUCAGUUCGGUGGCCGAUAGGAUCGGUCGUAAAAAGCCUUUGAUGAUUGCGAUAGCGUUACAAUCGAUAACAGGCGUAAUAAGCGCAUAUGUUGCGUGGUACGAAUUAUUUCUUUUAUUUAAAUUUAUUUCUGCAAUAGCUACGGGUGGAACGAUGCUAGUUAGUUUCGUUUUACUGAUGGAAAUUGUAGGGAUAGAAUGGCGAUCGGCGAUGUCAGUUUUAUUUCAUGUACCGUUUAUAAUUGGUCAUAUAACAACUCCUCUUGUUGCUUAUUUAACGCAUACAUGGCAAAAGUUUCAAAUGGCUAUUUCCAUACCAGCGAUUUUUUUAUUAUCCUAUUAUUGGAUAAUCCCAGAAUCACCUAGAUGGUUAUUCGCUAUCGGUAGACCAGCAGAGGCCGAGAUUAUUUUAAUAAAAGCUGCCAGACGGAAUAAGAUUCCAUUAGAAAAUGUAAAUAGGGCCCUCGAAUCGCACGAAAGUCAAAGAUUGCUUCGGAAAACAAAUAACACGAAUUACAAUGUCACUCAUUUGUUUAGAACGUCUAAUAUGAGAUUGAAAAGUAUUUGCAUAUUUAUAAAUUGGUUCUUUUGUGGUACUUGCUUCUUCGGAUUGGCACAAUAUAUGGGUCAUAUCGAUGGAAAUAUAUUUACAAAUGUCGCCGUCUCAAGUGCUCUUGAAUUACCAGGGACCAUUAUAGUUCUUUAUUUGAUAUCACGAGUUUCUCGUUUGAAAAUAUUAAUGGGAGGCAAUUUCUUGACUGCCUUGAGUUUACUUUUAACUGUAAUAAUAAACCAUCCUACUGCACAACUUUGUCUGGCAAGUAUUGGGAUUGCUGGAACAGCUAUCAGUUUUCCAACCAUAUACUUAUAUAGUAGUGAAAUAUUUCCUACUGUUGUUAGAAACAACGGAAUUGGUGUAGGUAGCGUAUGCGCUAGAUUAGGAAGUAUAAUUGCACCGUAUAUCGCCACUGUGAAUAAAAUUCAACCUUGGUUACCCCCUGUCAUAUUUGGGACAGGACAAUUAAUUGGAGCUGGUCUCUGUUUGUUAUUACCAGAAACAAUGAAUUGUGAAUUACCUGAGACCAUUGAGGAUGGUGAAAAUUUUGGAAAGAAAACAUCUGCACGAAAUACAUCUUGAAAAUAUUGCAAUACUUGAAGAUUCAAUUAUAUAAUUGAAUAUAAAUAUAUUCAUGAUGAAUAUUUUAAAGAAUGGAAUGGUUUUGUUGAAAAAAUAUUUGUACAAAAAUAUUUAUAUUCAU